Messenger RNA from Cotesia congregata, 4710 nucleotides. The record is from the annotation of a GenBank genome assembly. NCBI's taxonomy places the organism in Eukaryota, Metazoa, Arthropoda, Insecta, Hymenoptera, Braconidae.
AUGCCUUACGGGUUUAGAAUGGCUCUGGGGAAACUGAGGGGCGCCCUCGCUGCCUACAUCUUGUGCACUCUCGUAUCUUCUGCUUUUGGUUCCUCAUUGCUCCUAUUCGCAACUCGAAAAGACAUACGAGUCGCAAAUGUGUCACGCGGCAACAAAGUCGCAAUGCUCGUCAAAGAUCUAACCCAAGGAGCCGCUUUAGAUUUCUUCUGGGAGAGACGUCUCGUUUGCUGGUCAGACGGCGAACUAGAGAUAAUCCAGUGCGUGAAAACCAACGGAACUGUACCAGGUGAGAGAUUUACAGUGAUCAAUUCUAAACUGCUGAAACCUGAUGGUUUAGCUUGUGACUGGUACACGGGGAAGCUCUACUGGACGGAUCUCUUAAAGAAAACCAUUGAAGUAACUAACAUAGAUGGCCCUCCGCAGCGCAAAGUAUUAUUUUGGACAGAAAUUUUCGAGCCUAGAGCAAUAAUUGUCGUUCCUAUGCGGAGUUUUAUUUUCUGGACAGAUUGGGGGGAUUCCCCUAAAAUUGAACGAGCAGCAAUGGACGGCGACCCGGAUUCCCGUAGAGUAAUUGUAGAUAAAGAAAUCUUUUGGCCCAAUGCACUAACAGCUGAUUAUGACAACGAAUUGCUCUAUUGGGCAGACGGGCGGCUUAAAUUUAUCGCUGUAGUAGAUUACUCCGGAGAGAAUAAGCGGAUAAUUAUCAAAGAAGGCGUAGAUUAUCCUUAUGCAAUAAGUUUCUUUGACCAGAAACUCUAUUGGACUGAUUGGUCCACCUGGUGCAUCCAUUCUCAUGACCUCAGGUCAUCUGGCAGUCAAUCUCACCCUCGAGAAUUGCUCCACGGUGAGUACAUCCCCGGAGAUAUCGAAAUUUGGGACCCUAAAAGGCAGCCUUAUGCUGAUAAUCCUUGCAGACACAACAACGGAAAUUGCUCUCAUUUGUGUUUACUCAGCCGCAAAGCUCCUGGGUACAGUUGCGGAUGUCCCACGGGGAUAAAGUUGGUAAAUAAUUACACCUGUGCAGAUAGGCCGGAAAAUAUGCUGCUAAUUGUGCAGAAAAAGGAAAUGUCCAAAUUGUCUUUAGACUCUCCGGAUUACACGGACGUGAUUCUUCCACUGACCGGGUUUAAGUGGGCUAUUGCGGUGGACUUUGACCCAGUUGAUGAAAUGUUUUACUGGACGGAUCAGGGAGCGCAUGCGAUAAGAAGAGCGUUUUUGAAUGGAACAGGGCAGGAAGAUUUGGUGACUAGGGAGAUUAUCAAUCCGGAAGGAAUUGCCGUUGAUUGGAUUGCGAGAAAUUUGUACUGGACGGAUUCGGAUAAGGACAGGAUCCAAGUUGCUAGGUUGAAUGGUACUAACAGAAAGGUGUUGGUUAAUGAAGAUCUGAUGAAUCCUAGGGCUAUUGCGGUUGCUCCGCAACUUGGAUGGAUGUUUUGGACGGAUUGGAGUGUCAAGAAACCCAAAAUUGAACGCAGUAAUCUUGAUGGCAGUGAGAGAAUUUUGCUGGUUAGUAAAGGAAUUUCGUGGCCGAAUGGAUUGGCGCUGGAUGUUGAUAGGAGGAAGGUUUACUGGUGUGAUGCUAAGACGGAUAAAAUUGAGGUUUGUAAUAUGGACGGAACGGAUAGGAGGGAAAUUAUUACGGAAGAUCUGCCGCAUCUUUUUGGAUUGACUAUUUUGGGGGACUUUUUGUACUGGACUGAUUGGCAAAAAAGAAGUGUCGAGAGGGCUAAUAAACUUACGGGGGCGGAUAGGGAAAUUAUUAUUGAACCGCUUCCGGAUAUUAUGGGGGUGAAGGCAAUUCAGUUGGGGAAAAUUGAAGGCUCUAAUCCUUGUGGGAAAAAUAAUGGUGGGUGUAGUCAUUUGUGCUUGAAUAGACCGGGGAAUAAUUAUAUUUGUGCGUGUCAAAUUGGGUAUGAGUUGAAGAAGGAUAAAAAAACUUGUGUUAUUCCGGAUGCUUUUCUUUUAUUCUCGAGGAAAGAUAAUAUUGGGAGAAUUAGCAUUGAGAAUGCUAAUAAUGAUAAUAUUAUUCCUGUUACGGGCGUCAAAGAUGCCAGCGCUUUAGAUUUUGACAUAUCACAGAACCGAAUAUACUGGGCAGAUGUUAAAUUAAAAACAAUAUCACGUGCCUUUAUAAACGGCUCGGAAGCCGAGAAGGUAAUAGACUUAGGCCUGGAAUCACCCGAAGGUCUGGCAUUUGACUGGAUAGCCCGCAACCUCUACUUCAGCGAUACCUCCACCCAAAGAAUAGAAUUAGUCCGCUUAGAAGACAACAGCCGAAAAGUGCUGAUAUGGCAAGAGCUAAUAGAACCUCGCUGCCUUGCUCUAGACCCUCAACACGGCCACAUGUACUGGAGCGAGUGGGGAAAGUCCGGUAGUAUCGAGCGAGCUAAUUUAGACGGUGCAGAACGUCAAGUAAUCUUGUCAAGCAUCGGACGUACCCACGGAUUAACAAUCGAUCACGACUUAAGACGACUCUAUUGGGCAGACCUUUUCACUCCCGCUAUCAUAAGUUACGAUCUUAAAACGUCCAAUCGUAAAGCCGUAAUUACACAAGACAUCGUUUAUCCAUUUAGCAUUACCCAGCAUCUGGACUACAUUUACUGGACAGACUGGAACACGGGUGACAUUGAGCGAGCAAAUAAAACAACCGGCGCAAAUCGUACAAAGAUCCACGAUAAACUUGAGUCAGUUACCAGUAUUCUCGCAUUUCAUGAAUCGCGACAAGCCGGCUCAAAUAGUUGCAAGCAAAAUAACGGAGGCUGUAGUCAUAUUUGCAUUGCGUUAUCAGAUCCAACUGGUAAUUUUUCACAUUCUCAUAAAUGCACAUGUCCAACGCACUUUAAUCUAACUUCAGACAACAAAACUUGUCUAGCACCAAGAAACUUUAUGAUUUACAGCACCCGAAAUCUAAUGGGCAGAUACCUACCGGACGCUAAUGAUUGUCCAGAUGUAGUGAUGAAGAUUCAAGGGUUGAGGAACAUCAAGUCCAUCGACCUAGACCCAAUUACCCAACAUAUUUACUGGAUAGACGGUCGGUCAAUGUCAAUUCGCAAAACCCUUGAAAAUAAAACCCAUGCUUCCGUGAUCAUUUCCGGAGGAAAUGGCUUUCAUCCUUUUGAUCUAGCAAUUGAUCCCCUGGGGCGGUUGCUUUUUUGGUCUUGUACCACCAACGACGCUAUAAAUGUCACCAGAUUAGACAAUGGAUCUGCUCUUGGGGUGGUUGUUAAAGGAGAGGGUGAGAAACCCAGAAAUAUCGCAGUUCAUCCGGAAAAAAGACUGCUUUUUUGGACGGAUGUGGGAGAGAAAAUGAAAGUCAUACAAAGUGCGAUGGACGGCAAGGAUAGAAUCACAAUUGCUUCUGACCUAAAUCAGCCCACUAGCUUGGCUGUUGAUACAAUUUCAGACCUAAUAUUUUGGGCGCACGGUCAUCAGAUUGAAGCUGCUGAAUUGGGUGGCAAUUCUAGAAGAGUUUUGAUUUCGAUUGAUGAACUUGGAGCUAUUGCAUACUUGGCAGUGUUUAAUGAAUUUGUGUACUGGUUCAAUAGAGAGACUCAAAUUGUAGAGCGGGUGAAUGCAAGCUCAGGGAUGGAAAGGCAGUCUGUUUUGAAUAGAAUGGUGACUGAUUUUAUCACUGUAAGGACUCCGGAGGAUCAGAUCAUGGAGAAUCAUGUUUGCAGUCCGUUCCAGGACUAUGGAGGCUGCUCGCAUUUUUGCAUUGGCACUGAUAAGCCUGCUAAGUGCUCCUGUCCGCAGUAUUUAGUGCUGGCGGAGGAUAGAAGGGUUUGCAGUGCUGCUUCUGCUUGCAGAGCGGAUCAUUUCACGUGUGCUGAUUCUGGGUCUUCUGUUACUAAUGAUUGCAUCCCGGUGACUUGGAAGUGCGAUGGACAGACUGAUUGUGCUGAUGGAAGUGAUGAAUUGGGGUGUCCUAGCUGCGCAAGGGAUCAGUUCAGGUGCCAAAGUGGGCAGUGCAUUGAUAAUUCUUGGGUCUGUGAUGGAAUUGUUCAGUGCCAGGAUGGCGGAGAUGAGGCUCAUUGUUGCCAGCCGGGGCAAUUUAGGUGCACGUUGACUUCUGUUUGUAUUGCGGGGAAUACUAUGUGUGAUGGGUGGGAUAAUUGUGCGGAUGGCAGUGAUGAGUCGCCAGCGGUGUGCUCGCCGAGUAAUAGAAGGGGGAUUAUUGGGUCAGUUGGGGCAGAGUCGGGGAAAAGCGCUUAUAUUAUUGUUAUUCUGGUGGUUGCGGGGGUGGUUACUAUUGCGGUGUUGGGGUUUUAUUAUUGUAGGAAGAAGUUGGCGAGUAAUGAGGAGUUGCCGGAUAUUUUGCAUGAUUCGGCGGGUGCAUCGAGUUCAACUAGAGGAAGUUCCGGUGGAGUUUAUCCGCAAGAGACGUUAAAUCCUCCACCAAGUCCAGCGACGACCGCAAACUCGACGAGGUGCUCCAGCAGCAACGCGUCUCGAUAUCGUCCCUACAGACACUAUCGGAGUAUAAAUCAACCUCCACCUCCAACGCCUUGCAGCACAGAUGUUUGCGACGAAUCUGAUUGCUAUUACCCAUCAAGGUAUAGGUAUGAGAGUGAGCCAUUUCCACCGCCACCCACGCCUAAAUCAGUGUAUCACAGCGAUGCUGGUAUCAGCUGUCCUCCGUCACCUAGUUCGAGGUCUUCAACUUAUUUCAGCCCUCUUCCACCCCCUCCGUCGCCCGACUUUAGCAAAUAA